Molecule: messenger RNA, 1383 nt
Organism: Kalmanozyma brasiliensis GHG001
Lineage: Eukaryota; Fungi; Basidiomycota; Ustilaginomycetes; Ustilaginales
Product: Aminotransferase class-III
Exons: 1
Coding region: 1-1383 (460 amino acids)
Cellular component (GO): cytoplasm
Molecular function (GO): identical protein binding; L-ornithine transaminase activity; pyridoxal phosphate binding
Source: RefSeq, a predicted model, not a curated record
AUGGCACCUACAGCAACUGCCGCCGUCGGCGCCGCCGUCGCCUCGAUCCCCACGACGCUCAAGACCGCCGUCUCGGCCGUCUCGGCCACCGCCUCCUCUUCCACCCUCACCACCUCCGAGGUUUUCGAAAAGGAAGCCCAAUAUGGCGCACACAAUUACCACCCUCUCCCUAUCGUCUUCGAGCGUGCCUCCGGAGCGCAUGUCUGGGAUCCCGAGGGAAACCAGUACCUCGACUUCCUCUCUGCCUACUCUGCUGUCAACCAGGGGCACUGUCAUCCCGCUAUCGUCGGUGCACUUGUCGCUCAAGCGCAGAAGCUGACCCUCAGCUCGCGUGCGUUCUACAACUCGUCCUUUGCGCCCUUUGCCGAAAAGGUGACCAAGACGUUUGGGUACGACAUGGUUCUCCCCAUGAACACGGGCGCUGAGGCGGUCGAAACCGCGCUCAAGCUCGCCCGCAAGUGGGGAUACAUGAAGAAGGGGAUCCCCGAAGGCAAGGCUCGACUGCUCUCCGUCGCUGGCAACUUUCACGGUCGAACCCUCGGAGUCAUCUCCAUGUCCACCGACCCCGAGUCUCGAACUGGCUUUGGGCCGUUCCUCGACCGCGUCGGCCCAGGGGUGGACGACAUGCACAUCCGCUACGACAACGCUGACGAUCUCGAAGCUGUCCUCGACAAAUACGGGCACGAAGUGGCCGCCUUCCUCAUGGAACCCAUCCAGGGCGAAGCAGGUAUCGUCGUCCCCUCGGACGGAUACCUCAAACGCGUCGAGCAGCUGUGCAAGAAGCACAACGUGCUCUUCAUCUGCGAUGAGAUUCAAACCGGUUUGGGUCGGACCGGCAAGAUGUUGUGUCACCAGCACGAUGGGGUUCGACCGGACAUUGUGACGCUUGGCAAGGCGCUCUCUGGCGGUGUUUACCCCGUGUCGGCGGUGCUCGCGGACAAAGAGGUGAUGCUGUGCAUCAAACCUGGUGAGCACGGCUCGACCUACGGAGGUAACCCCCUCGGUUGUGCUGUCGCCUCCGCCGCUAUCGACGUGUUGAUCGAUGAAAAGCUCAGCGAGCGCGCCGAGACGCUCGGUGCCAAGUUUCGCCAGCAACUGGGCGAGAUCAACCACCCCCUCCUCGCCUCCGUCCGCGGUCGCGGCCUGUUGAACGCCAUCGUCAUCGACGAGACCAAGAGCACCAAGGGCAGGAGCGCUUGGCAGCUGUGUUUGUUGCUCAAGAGCAAAGGCUUGUUGGCCAAGCCGACGCAUGUUAACAUCAUUCGACUCGCCCCACCCUUGGUCAUCGACGAGAAGGAUCUCGAGCGGGGCGUCCAGAUUAUUCGGGAGGCGCUCGAGGAGCUGGAUUCUGUGGAGAGCAUUCCUGGUGAUGACGAGCACUGA